Sardina pilchardus (European sardine) is the source of this 678-nucleotide messenger RNA. Its product is annotated as natural killer cell receptor 2B4-like. NCBI's taxonomy places the organism in Eukaryota, Metazoa, Chordata, Actinopteri, Clupeiformes, Clupeidae. The transcript has 4 exons. Bases 1 to 678 code for a protein of 225 amino acids. The record is from RefSeq and is a predicted model, not a curated record.
AUGAUGUCUGCAGCAGUGUCUGCAGCUGUGCCUAAGCUGAUUGUGCUGGAGGGAGCAUCAGUCACUCUGAAUGUGGCAGGACAUGAAGACAAGGCCGGCUUAUAUUCAAUAAAAUGGAAUUUUCACAAGAGAAUUGUUGCUGUGUAUACCCAUAGAGACAAAUAUGUAGAUGUUAGAGAUCCCUACGAAGGCCGAGCAGAGUUUGAUGUGAGCACCUUCUCUCUGCUGCUGAAGAACCUGCAGAGGAGUGACUCUGGGCUCUACACAGCAGUGAGGGAUGCUGAGGAAACAGAGGAUGUUGCCGAAUACGAACUUUCUGUCCUGGCACCUGCAGCAGCCCCCACUCUGACUGUGGUGUCUAAGUGGUCCAGCAGUGACUCCUGUAAUGUGACUCUGAACUGCACAGGACUCAACGUGUCUCUGAUCUCCAGCUGUAACGGCACCUUCUGCUCUCAGGAGGGAGGAGACACAUCCCUCUCCAUCUCUCUCAACCACAACACUGUCUCCUGUAACCAUAGCAACCCAGCUAGCUGGAGGCAGACCACCAUGGACCUUAGUCCACUCUGUCCACUGUACAGUGGGAUGAACGGAACUCAGAUCCUGCUCGACGAAGAAGCAGGGGCGAAGAGCCUACCCCCCGAUGUCGAGACAGGGACCAACUGGCGGCGGUGGUUGUGA